GAUGUGUUUCCCUGCUGGGAGGAGGAAGGGGAGCGUAGACGGGCUGUGUGUCAGGAGUAAUCCCAGGGCUGGGCAUGAGGAGAUUCCUAGGGCAGCGUGUAAAUGCCUUUACCUCUUGCUAACCGUUGUAACUUUAGCGCUGAGCGUAGUUCCUGAGGCAGUGAUGGGGGACUAGUGUGUUGAGCUGAAGGCUUCCCGUACCGCUGUGUGAUGCAUAUCUAAGUAGGGUGAGUUUGGGUGGAGGUUCCUCAUGUAACAGUGAGAGACUUGGGGUCGCUAUGGAUUUGUGUUUAGAAUCGUCUGACCCUCUGUUUCUCAGCCUGAGUAGAGGGUGUGUGUGGGUGAAAUACCUGGGCUAGAAUGGCCCCAUCUGCCAUUCAUCUGGGUUUAUCUGAUACCGAGGCGGUUCCAAAGACCUUGUUAUCUGCAUUCUCCUUCUGAUCAUCCUGUAGCCUCGGCAUUCUACUGGCUUCUGUUGGAGAAAGAACACUGUGCUAGGAUGUAACUUAAAAUGACUUAUGAUUCUGAAGGUCCUCUGAAAAAUAUGCCGUGCUUGAAUGUUUGCUAAGGACAAUUGCUGAUGCAUGAUCAAGAUGAGUGGAUUAGGAGAAAACUCCUUGGAUAGCUUGACCAAUGAGUCAAGGAAGCGCAAGCCAUUGCCCUGUGAUACACCAGGUGCAAGUUUGACCUGCAGUGGUGAGAAGCGUCGGCGUGAGCAGGAAAGCAAAUACAUUGAAGAACUGGCUGAACUGAUAUCUGCUAAUCUGAGUGACAUUGACAAUUUCAAUGUCAAACCAGACAAAUGUGCUAUUUUAAAAGAAACUGUGAGACAGAUUCGACAAAUAAAAGAGCAAGGAAAAGCAGUUUCUAAUGAUGAUGAUGUUCAGAAAGCUGAUGUAUCUUCUACGGGUCAAGGAGUUAUUGAUAAGGAUUCAUUGGGACCUCUUUUAUUACAGGCGUUGGAUGGUUUCCUGUUUGUUGUAAAUCGAGACGGGAACAUAGUAUUUGUGUCAGAAAAUGUCACACAGUAUCUGCAGUACAAACAAGAAGAUUUGGUUAAUACAAGUGUCUAUGGUAUCUUGCACGAAGAGGACCGGAAGGACUUUCUUAAAAACUUACCUAAAUCUUCAGUUAAUGGAGUUGCUUGGACCAAUGAAACACCUAGACAGAAGAGUCAUACAUUCAAUUGCCGGAUGAUGGUGAAAACCUCUCAUGAUCUUUUGGAAGAUGUAGGCAGCCACCAGGAUAUGCGUCAAAGAUAUGAAACAAUGCAGUGCUUUGCUUUAUCUCAGCCAAGAGCUAUGAUGGAAGAGGGGGAAGAUUUGCAGUCCUGUAUGAUUUGUGUGGCACGUCGUAUCACAACUGCAGAAAGGGUAUUUCCAACAAAUCCGGAGAGCUUUAUUACAAGACACGAUCUUUCAGGCAAACUUGUCAACAUUGAUACCAACUCAUUACGGUCUUCCAUGAGACCUGGCUUUGAAGAUAUAAUUCGUCGGUGUAUUCAGAGGUUCUUAUGCCAUAAUGAUGGACAGUCAUGGUCAAACAAACGUCACUAUCAUGAAGCUUAUACACAAGGUCAUGCUGAAACACCAUUGUAUCGGUUUUCUUUAGCGGAUGGUACUAUAGUGACGGCGCAAACCAAGAGUAAACUAUUUCGAAAUCCUGUGACUAAUGACCGCCAUGGAUUUGUUUCUACUCACUUUCUUCAAAGAGAGCAAAAUGGAUAUCGGCCAAAUCCAAAUUCAGUUGGGCAAAGCAUCAGAACACCUGUGACUGGAAACACAAAUUCUGUUGGUGGUCUUAUGAACGUGUCACCUGGUCAAGGCAUGCCAAUGCAGAACAGGAACUAUGGUAUGGGAGAUCCCAAUGCAGUGGGUCAGCUGAGCAGCACUCGAUAUGGAGGCCCUGGUAGUAUGGGGCCAAUGAACUCUGGACCCGGAAUGCAGUCCUCUGCCUAUCAGAACAACAAUUAUGGGUUAAAUAUAAGUAGCCCACCACACGGUAGUCCUGGUUUAACUUCCAACCAGCAGAAUUUAAUGAUAUCUCCUAGGAAUCGAGGGAGUCCAAAAAUGAGUUCACACCAGUUUUCUCCAGUUACAGGUAUACACUCUCCAAUGGGAUCUGCCAGCAACACCGGCAACAGCACUUUCUCUAGCAGUUCUCUUAGUGCUCUUCAAGCCAUUAGUGAGGGUGUUGGAACUUCCCUUUUAUCAACUCUUUCUUCACCGGGUCCAAAAUUGGAUAAUUCCCCAAACAUGACCAUAACUCAGCAAAGUAAAACGAGUACCCAGGACUCCAAAAGCCCUUCUGGUUUGUAUUGUGAACAAAACCAAGUGGAAAGUUCCAUCUGUCAGUCAAACAGCAGGGAUCUCCUUGGUGAAAAAGAUAGUAAAGAGGGAAAUCUGGAGGCAUCUGAAAGUCAGAGGGGACCAUCUGAAAGCAAAGGGCAUAAAAAACUACUUCAGCUACUCACAUGCUCCUCAGAGGAAAGAGGACAUUCUACAGCAUCAAACUCGCCUUUAGACUCAAAUUGUAAAGAAUCUUCUACCAAUGUUACCAGCCCUUCAGGAGUUUCCUCAUCAACAUCUGGGGGAGUAUCUUCCUCCUCAAACAUGCAUGGGUCGCUCCUGCAAGAGAAGCAUAGGAUUUUACAUAAAUUGUUGCAGAAUGGUAAUUCUCCUGCAGAGGUAGCCAAGAUCACAGCUGAAGCUACUGGUAAAGACACGUAUCAUGAUGCUAGUAAUGCAGCCCCCUGCGGAGAAGUCACUGUCAAACAAGAACAACUGAGCCCAAAGAAGAAGGAAAACAAUGCUUUACUAAGAUAUCUGUUAGAUAAAGAUGAUGUUAAGGACCCGCUUUCCAAAGAGUUGAAGCCUAAAGUAGAAAGUGUGGAUAAUAAAAUGGGACAAUGCAGUAGUUCUACAAUUCCUACUUCUAGUCAAGAGAAAGAGAUGAAAAUAAAAACGGAACCAGCGGAGGAGAUGAGUGGAGACUUGGAUAAUUUGGAUGCAAUUCUCGGUGAUCUGACUAGUUCAGAGUUUUACAAUAAUGCUAUGUCUGCAAAUGGAAAUAACCUGGGAACAAAGCAAGCAUUAUUUCAAGGAAAUGCCCUAUUGGCAGGUAUGAGGAGUCCUCAGUCUGUGCAGACUACCCGCCCACCUUUCAACAGAGCCAUGUCUUUAGACAGCCCUGUGGGUUCAAGUGCUCCAGUGAGGAAUGUCAAUCCAUUCUCCAUGUUACAAAAGCCAAACUUGAUGGGUGGAAGUCCAAGAAUGAUUGAGAACCAGGAAAAUUUUGGAGCUAAUCUGGCAGGUGCUCCCAACAGAAAUGUAGCUAUGAAUCAGCAUCAGUCAGGAGACUGGGGUUUGCCAAAUUCAAAGGUGAACAGGUUGGAACCCACAAGUUCUGCUUCAAUGUUGAGACCAGGAUCAGAGUUUGGUGCAUCCCUUCCCAGACCCGCGGUGGGUGGCUCUAUGUCUGGGCUGCCCAUUCGCUCGAAUAGCUUACCUGGUACAAGAGCAAUGCUACAACAGCAAAUGAUUCACAUGAGGCCAAAUGAGAUAAACAUUGGCAUGGGGGGGAAUCUGUAUGGACAGCCAGGACCAUCUAACCAACCAGGAUCAUGGCCUGACAACAUGCUGUCCAUGGAGCAAGCAUCACGGGGUUCACAAAACAGACAAUUAGUUAGAAACUCUUUGGAUGACCUCUUAUGUCCGGCACCAAAUAUGGAAGGCCAGACUGAUGAAAGGGCACUUUUGGAUCAGCUGCACACAUUGCUGAGUAAUACGGAUGUCACAGGUCUGGAAGAAAUUGACAGAGCAUUAGGAAUUCCUGAUCUUGUAAACCAAGGACAAGCUUUGGAAGCCAAACAAGAUUCAUUUCAAGGUCAGGAAUCUUCAGUUAUGAUUGACCAGAAGCCUUCGUUAUAUGGUCAGCCCUAUCAAGGGCAAGGGGCAGCAAUGCCAGGAGGUUUUAGUAACAUUCAGGGACAACAGCCAUCCUUUAAUUCAGUAAUGAAUCAGAUGAGCCAACAGAGCAAUUUUCCACUUCAAAGUAUGCAUCCUAGAGCAAAUGUGAUGAGACCUCGAACCAAUACACCAAAGCAGCUCCGCAUGCAGCUCCAGCAGAGGCUUCAGGGGCAGCAGUUUAUGAAUCAGACUCGUCAAGCGCUUGAAAUGAAAAUGGAAAAUCCAGUCAGUGGUAAUACCUCAGUGAUGAGACCAGUUAUGCAGCCACAGGUGGGAUCACAGCAGCAAGGUUUUCUUAAUGCUCAAAUGGUGGCUCAGCGUAACAGGGAGCUAAUAAGUCAUCAUUUUAGACAACAGAGGAUGGCAAUGAUGAUGCAGCAGCAACAGCAACCUCAGGCCUUCAGUCCACCACCAAACGUGACAGCUUCAGGAAGCAUGGAUAGUGCUUUGACAGGCCCUCCAAUGGCUCAAGUUCCUCCACAGCAAUUCCCCUAUCCACCUAAUUAUGGAAUAAGCCAACAACCUGAUCCUGCAUUUAGCAGAGUAUCAAGCCCUCCCAACCCAAUGAUGUCAUCAAGAAUUGGACCCUCCCAGAAUCCUAUGAUGCAGCAUCCUCAGACAGCAACAAUGUACCAGUCCCCUGAGAUGAAGGGCUGGCCAUCGGGAAGCAUGGCCAGGAGCAGUUCUUUCCCACAGCAGCAGUUCAGCCAUCAAGGUAAUCCAGCAGCGUACAGUAUGAUGCACAUGAAUGGCAGCAGUGGCCAUAUUGGACAGAUGAAUAUUAAUACCAUGCCUAUGUCAGGGAUGCCUAUGGGUCCAGACCAGAAAUACUGCUGACACCUAGAACCAUAUCUUCAAACAAGAAUGCGCUGUAUUAAUGAUGCACUAGUAUUAUAAAGGAAAGCUACGCAUUCUUCAUGGCAACUAGUACUGGCCUUUUGGAAAUAAGUGAUUUUUCCUGUUAAUCGCCAUGAUGUCCUAAGUUACUUCAUUCAGAGGAGAAAAAAAAGAAAAACAACAAAAACCCCACUUUAGUAGAAGCAGUCUCUGUAUUACUGUAUAUUGUGGUGUACAAAAAAAGGUCACGUAAAUAUUUUUGGCGCUCUGUCUCUAGAAAUGUGAAUUUGGCAAUGGCGUUUUAGUAGAUAUGAUGGGUAGACUCCAGGUAUACCUCAUCUGUUUACUGUAGCUAUCCAAAGCCCUUUAACUACAGGCAGACAAAAGUGCCUGGAGAAGUCACGGUGAUAAGAAUUUUCUGAUUUCUCUAGUAACAAUAUCUGACAGAGAAUGUAGUUCCUAGCCUUGACUCUUUUAUAUUAAUUCCUGAAUAUAAAUGCUGCUUUUAAUCUCUUACCCCCACGAGCCAGGAUUUCCCAAGCAAAGUAGCAGUGCAAAAUGAAUUGGCACAUACCAGUCCAAAAUCCUGUCCAUUGAAGCCAAGGGGUAAAAAGAGAGGAUAAUAAAUUUAAAUUAUUUAAACACAAUUGUGACUAAUAUUUACAUACUGAUGUGCAGCUGAGUGCACUUUAUAAAAGACUAUAUAAUGGAUUAAUGCAAUAUCUUUGAUAAGGACUUAAUAUGAAGGUAGGGUGUACUCAUGUUCCUUCUCAAACACAAUCUCUUAAGAAUUAUUUGAAAAGACUGCAUAAUGUAAUGUUUUCUGUGUAUGGAAAUUAGAGCAAUAAUCUUUCAUCUUUUUUUGAAAAUAACUUCAGAAAACUCAAGGCAAGGCACUGCAGUCUGAAUCAGAAUUUUGCAGUCUUUUUGUGAAUAAAUUUUGUAAAUAUGAUCUUUAAGAUAAUGUAUUAUAUAUAUGACUUUUGUAGGUCACUAACUCAUUUUUGCAGAGUUUGUGAAGCUAAAUAUUUAACAAAAAUUGAUUUCUGUAAACUCAGUGUAGUUGAGGUCCAAAUAGAAUUUUUUUUUUUUUUUUUUUUUUAGUUAAAUUUAAUGACUUUGAAGCUGGGUGACUUUGGCCCACAUCUUUCUGUUUUUUGGUCUUCAACACUUCAUUUAUUUUUACAUCUUUAACAUAUAGCUUUUUAUAAAAGACCAGUUGUUAAAUGCUUUCUCCACCUGUGAGCACUUUGUUACCUUUCUUUUUACAUAAAGCAAUUUGACAAAAAGGCUCUGCAUUGUAAGGUGUUAUGACUUGUCAUGAUGGUCAUGUCUUUCUACAAUACGUUGCCUUUCAGUUGAUAAAUCUGGAUUGUGUCUUUUUUGGUCAAUUUUCACGAACUCUAAAUGUUCUUCAAAAAAGUUUGUCUGUUGCAAAAUAUUUGUUGUUACAUGACAUCCAGAAACCUUUAAGGAUAUUAAGCCACACUUUAACCAAAUGUCUGCACCUCCUUGGAUUGUUCUAAUAGUAAUGAAUGUAUUUUCUAAGCAGGUUUCUCUCAUAUCAGUAUUUAAGUCUGGUUACAAAUUUAUUGAUAUUAUUCGCUGAUGGGUUCCCCUUGCCUCUAUUUUGGUUCCUUGAAAUGAAGAUCCCUUUGCAGUUUUUCCAGUUUCAGGCAGUUAUGAUGAGUCGAACGUCUAAACUUCUCUACAGGAUGACCCAGAAAUGUUUAAGAUGUGUGGUGCUUUUGUUCUGUUGUUCACUGUGUAAUGGAAAACUGACUUCUCCCAAGUGAGUAAAAAACAAAUAUCUGUGUUCUUGAUUGCUUCUUCUUGGUGUACUGUAAGCAAGAGGUGGUUUUAUUGUCCAGAAUAGUCAGUGAUCUUCCAUUUUAAUAGAAAUAACUUUAACUAGAAAUAUUCUCAAAACGCUCAUCCUCAGCAUACAGCCAGUUGUGUUCCAAAGGGAAUGUAGAUUCAAUCGAUCUGCUUUAUGCAACCCUGUCUCUGCAAUUAGUAUUGACUAUAUAUAUAUUAGGUGGUAGUAUUUAUUUGAAACCUUCAGUCCAAUUCAUGUGUGUUUUUUAAUGCAAAACUUUUAAAAGCCUAAGGAACUUUUAUCUUUUUUUAUUUCCUAGAACAUAUCUAUUUGUUAAGUGCUGCCUACUGACGUUGAAAGGCAACAAUCCCUUGCUUUUUAUAUCAAAUCCGAGUAGAACAAUCUUUAUAUUUUGUAGUUGUUCAUUAUAUUGAUGGAAACUACAAACCCUGAUUGCUUUCAUUAGGUGAGCUAUUAGACUAUAUAUAACUUUAUACAUCAUUCCCUUUUAAUUUUUUUUUUAAUGAGUGAUUCUAUUUAUACAUCUAUCUAUGUAUAACAGGUACCUGACUGAUGUUGUAAAGGAUCAUCCUUUUUCCCAUCUGUUUAGAAUGCUGGAGCUUUCCAGUACCUACUUUUUUGCUGAAUCCAAAGAUUUUUAGUUUAAACUUGAUUAAGGGGGGAGGGGGGCAUUUUUAAAAGGCAUUGAUAACAUCUUUCUUGGCAGCACUGAUCCUAAAUACUGCAUCUAGUUUGAAGAUCUUACCUACUGCAGGAAAUAAAACUGACCUUGAAAUCUGUUGACUUUAAUAUCUCGACCAGUUAGUUCUGUUUUGGUUUUAGAGCAGCAGAUUUUUCUGAAUGUUUUAAAAAAACAACCUGUGUAACACUUUUCAACAGGAAGAGAACCAUUAGCUAGUACAGCCACCUCUGAUCCCUGCUGUGUAAUGAGCGUUGUUUUGCUACAUGUCUUUGUUACUCUUUUGAUCACAGAAACCAUGUUUUUAUGAAAUUCAUAUGUAGUAUUUUUUUCCAAUCUUCGCCUAAAAUACUGCUUUUAAAGUUAGAAAAUCAGGACCAUUUUCAGUCAUAAGACAAAACUAUUUGAAUGUUGUACCAAUUAGCACACAUUUUAUUUUAGAAUUUAUGUGCAGACUACCAGAUGACAGAAUGAUACAGCGAGUGUGAAACCAUGUAAUUGUGAGAGCAAUAUUUUAAAAAAUUCUCAGGAGAAGGCAUACAGUAUUGAGAAUUGCAUUUAAGUUUAGUUUACAUUAAGUAUUGCUUGAAAUAUCUGUAUCUAUGUUGCAAAACAGAAAAAUCAUGGGGACUGAUUUAUAAAAGAGUUGGUUGUAAGGUAUUACUGCUCUUUUGAUUUUUGUGUUUGGAUGUUAAUAAUAAUGUAAAUAAAGGUUUCUAUUUAAAAUCAGAA
Messenger RNA from Grus americana (Whooping crane), 8056 nucleotides. It is a transcript of the gene NCOA3, whose product is annotated as nuclear receptor coactivator 3. Gene Ontology annotation, molecular function: nuclear receptor binding; protein dimerization activity. Gene Ontology annotation, biological process: positive regulation of transcription by RNA polymerase II; cellular response to hormone stimulus. The record is from RefSeq and is a predicted model, not a curated record. NCBI's taxonomy places the organism in Eukaryota, Metazoa, Chordata, Aves, Gruiformes, Gruidae. Bases 585 to 4805 code for a protein of 1406 amino acids. The transcript is spliced from 24 exons. Gene Ontology annotation, cellular component: nucleus.